AUGACCACAGUUGUUCAAGACAAGAACACAGACAAAUCAACAGAGGCGGAUAUUAGUUUGCCUUUGACCCCAGUGAAGACACAAAGAGAAGCGGGCAGCGUAAGUGCUAUUAGUGAUUUUAGCUCCGCUUUAAGUGACGUUGAUAGUUCUGAAGCAGAGACUGAUAGAAUGGAUAUGUACGACGUGGAACGCAGUGAACUGCGGGAGUUGGCUGAGGAGAAUAAAAAGCGGAAGGCCACCGAAGAAGCGGAUGAUAUCUCCAAGGAGCAAGAAAGGGCAGAGAAAAGACCCCGAGUUGACGAGGAGAAGAUAAUUGACGAACCUCCCUUGAAGGAGGAGAAGGAAGAGAAGGAGGAGGGAAAGCAGAGGGAAGAUCACACGGAGAAGUUAACAGAAACGAAAGAUGAAAACACGGUCGAAGUUAAGUCUGAUUAUCAACAGCAAAACCAACCCAGUGAGCCUGAAGAAGAAAACUCUCAAGAACAGAGAGAGGUUCCAAGUAGUCGUGACAACAACAAUAACACUCUCACAACCAUAGAAACUGUGGGAACUGUUGAUACUGAUGGUACACUUAUUACACAUAAUGGCAAAGAGCCAACCACAGCUUCCACUGAUAUUUUGGACGCGAAUCAUGUUAAAGGGGAUGACGAUAAGGUUGAGAAACAGGAACAGCAGCAACAACAGCAGGAGUCACAGCAAGAGCAAAAUGAUGAGCAUAAACUUGAAUCUGAAAAUAAUGAUGAGCCAAAAAACGAAUAUGAGUCCCACGAUGAUGAAGAUCUAGGUGAAGAAGAAGACUUGGAAGAGGAGGAAGAAGAGGAUGAUGGAAAUGAUAAGCCCAAUUCGAAUGAUGAUGCUCAAUCUAAUGAACAAGAGGAGCAAGAAGAGUCAAAAACAGUAGAUGCAGAAGCUAUACAGCAAGAGGCUCUUCGGGAUCAAGCUCUCUCCAGUCUCAAUGAAUUGGAAGUGGAUUUUGCCAAGUUGAAGGACAUGAUUUAUGGUAACCAGAUGACAAAGCUUCAGUAUGAGCUUGAAUUAUGUUUGAAAGGUUCACAUCCUGAAUUUGUUAAUAUUGUGGACAAGAUCAAUCGAAACUUUGAUGCUAAACUUAACCGAUUGAUCAUGACCCAAAAGUAUCAAUUGCAAUGUAUCGAUAACCAGACCAAAGCCACGCGACUCCAGCUUCACCAACAGUACAUGAAAGAUGCUCAAGAUCUCAAACUGCGUUCCAUAAGUAAGACAACAUCCAAGUGGUACGAGAUCAACAAAGAAAGACGUCACUUAGAUAACGUCAUUUUAGGAGUCCCUGAUUACUACCAGUUCAACCCUGACCUGGCCUCCGCAGCAAAGAAGAAUCAGACAGCUUUAGUGCAAGAGUUGGCAAAUCAAAGACGUAAUUUCCAGCAAGAACUGGGAGUACUGACAGCCUUACAACAAAAUUAUCGAUUCCCAAGCUCGCUAAAUCAUUUAACUGCUGCACGAGAAGACGAGAUCGAGAGCGAUCUACUACGAAUGAAAAAAUAG
This is a messenger RNA of Komagataella phaffii GS115, 1524 nucleotides long. Its product is annotated as Transcriptional modulator. The transcript has a single exon. NCBI's taxonomy places the organism in Eukaryota, Fungi, Ascomycota, Pichiomycetes, Pichiales, Pichiaceae. Gene Ontology annotation, cellular component: Sin3-type complex. The record is from RefSeq and is a predicted model, not a curated record. Gene Ontology annotation, biological process: negative regulation of transcription by RNA polymerase II. The coding region runs from base 1 to 1524 and encodes 507 amino acids. Gene Ontology annotation, molecular function: histone deacetylase binding.